AUGGCCUCAAACUCAGCUAAGUCUUUCCUGGCAGAUGCUGGCUAUGGCGAACAGGAAUUGGAUGCUAACUCUGCUCUUAUGGAAUUGGACAAAGGUCUAAGAUCUGGCAAACUUGGAGAACAAUGUGAAGCAGUUGUUCGUUUUCCCAGACUCUUUCAAAAGUAUCCAUUCCCUAUUCUCAUCAAUUCUGCAUUCCUAAAGUUAGCUGAUGUUUUCAGAGUUGGAAACAAUUUCCUGAGGCUUUGUGUUCUUAAGGUUACCCAACAAAGUGAGAAGCAUUUGGAGAAGAUUCUAAAUGUGGAUGAAUUUGUGAAGAGAAUUUUCUCUGUGAUUCAUAGUAAUGAUCCUGUGGCAAGAGCCAUCACACUCCGUGUUCCAGGAUUAUCUUCUGUAUUGGUUUCAAUUGGUAUCUCAUUGCUUUGUUACAGAGGGGAUUUUGCUGUAGGAAUCUGUAAUAAAAUCAGUGAAAUGAUUCAAGGAUUAGCCACACCAGUAGACUUGAAGCUGAAGUUGAUUCCCAUCCUACAGCACAUGCACCAUGAUGCAAUCCUGGCUUCCAGUGCUCGCCAGCUUUUACAGCAGCUGGUCACGUCCUAUCCUUCUACCAAAAUGGUGAUUGUUUCUCUGCACACUUUUACUCUGCUUGCAGCUUCAUCUUUGGUUGAUACGCCUAAACAGAUUCAGCUUCUAUUGCAGUACUUGAAGAAUGACCCCAGGAAAGCAGUAAAGAGACUUGCUAUUCAAGAUCUGAAAUUACUUGCCAAUAAAACACCACAUACUUGGAGUAGGGAAAACAUUCAGGCACUCUGUGAAUGUUCCCUUCAGACUCCUUAUGACAGCUUAAAACUAGGCAUGCUGUCUGUCCUUUCUACACUGUCAGGGACCAUCGCCAUCAAACAUUUCUUCAGCCUAGCUCCAGGAAAUACGGGUUCUUCUCCUAGAUGCUCGGAUUUAGUCAGAUUAGCCCAAGAGUGCUGUUACCACAAUAACAGGGGCAUUGCAGCUCAUGGAGUCAGAGUCCUAACUAAUAUAACUGUCUCUUGUCAAGAAAAAGACCUUUUGGUACUGGAACAAGAUGCUGUCUUUGGCCUGGAAUCUCUUCUGGUACUUUGUAGUCAAGAUGACAGUCCAGGUGCUCAAGCCACUUUAAAGAUUGCUCUUAACUGUAUGGUGAAGCUGGCCAAGGGUAGGCCCCACCUUAGCCAGUCAGUGGUUGAGACCUUGUUGACUCAGUUGCACAGUGCUCAGGACACUGCCCGGAUACUGCUGUGCCAUUGCCUGGCAGCCAUUGCCAUGCAGCUGCCAGUGCUGGGUGAUGGAAUGCUUGGGGACCUCAUGGAGCUCUACAAGGUGAUUGGACGGUCUGCCACAGACAAGCAACAGGAACUUCUGGUGAGUUUGGCUACUGUGAUUUUUGUAGCCAGUCAGAAAGCAUUAUCUGCUGAAGUAAAGGCAGUAAUUAAGCAGCAGCUUGAAAGUGUCUCCAAUGGAUGGACUGUAUACCGAAUUGCCAGACAGGCGUCCAGAAUGGGUAAUCAUGACAUGGCUAGAGAGCUUUAUCAGAGUUUGCUGACUCAAGUUGCCUCAGAACACUUCUACUUCUGGCUGAAUAGUUUGAAAGAGUUCUCACAUGCAGAACAGUGUCUCACUGGGUUGCAAGAGGAGAAUUAUAGUUCAGCACUUUCUUGCAUUGCUGAGUCUUUAAAAUUCUACCACAAAGGGAUUGCUUCCUUAACAGCUGCCAGUACACCGCUGAAUCCUUUAAGUUUUCAGUGUGAGUUUGUGAAACUCAGGAUUGACCUUCUGCAGGCCUUCUCUCAACUUAUCUGUACUUGUAAUAGCCUGAAGACAAGUCCACCACCUGCAAUUGCCACGACAAUUGCCAUGACUUUAGGAAAUGACCUUCAGAGAUGUGGUCGCAUCUCCAAUCAGAUGAAACAGUCCAUGGAAGAAUUUCGGAGCCUCGCAUCUCGAUAUGGAGAUCUUUAUCAGGCAUCUUUCGAUGCUGACUCAGCAACUUUGAGGAAUGUAGAAUUACAGCAGCAAAGCUGUUUAUUGAUAUCUCAUGCAAUAGAAGCCUUGAUUUUGGAUCCAGAAUCAGCAAGUUUCCAGGAAUACGGAUCUAGUGGAGCAGCCCAUGCUGAUAGUGAAUAUGAGAGAAGAAUGAUGUCUGUAUAUAAUCAUGUCUUGGAAGAGGUGGAAUCACUCAAUCGAAAAUACACCCCUGUUUCUUAUAUGCAUACAGCAUGCCUCUGCAAUGCCAUCAUUGCUCUGCUGAAAGUUCCCCUUUCAUUUCAAAGAUAUUUCUUCCAGAAAUUGCAGUCGACUAGCAUUAAGCUUGCUCUGUCACCAUCACCCCGGAACCCAGCAGAGCCCAUCGCUGUCCAGAACAACCAGCAACUGGCACUAAAGGUAGAGGGAGUGGUUCAGCAUGGAUCUAAACCAGGACUCUUUCGCAAAAUUCAGUCUGUCUGUCUGAAUGUUUCUUCCACACUACAGAGUAAAUCUGGACAAGACUAUAAGAUACCCAUUGACAACAUGACCAAUGAGAUGGAGCAGAGAGUUGAACCUCAUAAUGAUUACUUCAGUACUCAGUUUCUGUUGAACUUUGCUAUCCUUGGAACACACAACAUUACAGUGGAAUCUUCAGUGAAAGAUGCCAAUGGUAUUGUAUGGAAGACUGGUCCCAGAACUACCAUAUUUGUAAAAUCCCUGGAAGAUCCUUAUUCCCAGCAAAUUCGCCUACAGCAGCAGCAAGCCCAGCAACCUUUACAGCAGCAACAACAACGAAAUGCCUACACACGAUUUUAGCUAUGUGAUGAAUGCAUAAUGGACUUUAAAAGGAUUGAUCAAAUUGGCAAAGAAUUUGUUUUUUCAUGUGGAUUAAGAUAUGAAAGUUAAAAUGUAGAAUCCAUUUAUUCAUUGAUUUUUGUAAUGUCAUAUACUGG
This is a messenger RNA of Orycteropus afer afer, 2948 nucleotides long. RefSeq names its product integrator complex subunit 7 (gene INTS7). Gene Ontology annotation, biological process: snRNA 3'-end processing. Gene Ontology annotation, cellular component: integrator complex. NCBI's taxonomy places the organism in Eukaryota, Metazoa, Chordata, Mammalia, Tubulidentata, Orycteropodidae. The record is from RefSeq and is a predicted model, not a curated record.